Prunus armeniaca (apricot) is the source of this 3198-nucleotide messenger RNA. Lineage: Eukaryota; Viridiplantae; Streptophyta; Magnoliopsida; Rosales; Rosaceae. The record is from the annotation of a GenBank genome assembly.
AUGAUCAACACGAUCAGCGGUGGCCCCACCCUGGCGGGACCCUCUAACCGCUCGGCGAAGCAGUAUGUGCGCUCCGCCCACUGCCCUCAAGUCUUCGGCAUAGCGGAGGAUCGGUGCCGAAAGUUGUCAAAGGUGGGAUGGGAGCCCAUCACGUUCAGUGAAGAAGAGGAGGAGGGGAUCAUCUACCCCCACGACGACCCAAUGAUCAUUCGGGCCGAGAUCGCCGAUUACGACGUGGGUCGGGUGCUGAUUGACACCGGAAGCUCGGUGAACGUAAUCUUUGCCGAUGCGUUCAAGGGACUGGGGAUUGCGGACAGCAUGGUCAAUCGGCAAAUCACGCCUCUCCUCAGUUUCUCUGGAGAUCUGGUACAACCGGUCGGUAGCAUCAGUUUGCCCAUUGCCUUCGGCGUGGCCCCCAGGAAGACCAUGACCUACGACCAAUUCCUCAUUGUUGACUGCCCAACGGCAUACAACGUCAUCAUAGGGCGAACGGCACUCACCAGGAUCAAAGCCCACCUAUCCACACACAUGUUGCUGAUGAAGUUCCCGACACGCAACGGUACCGGAGCCAUCCGGGGCGAUCAGCUCAGCGCACGGACGUGCUAUGCCACGGCCCUUAAGUUGGUAGCCAGCAAACCGCCAAUGGAAGCCAUGACCUUGCAGGGACUACCGAACGGUAACGAACCCAUUGACGACCCCCGGGAGGAAAACCCAACGCCGAUGGCACAGCCCGCCGAGGAGCUCGAGACCAUAAUCCUGAACAAGGAUUUCCCCGAUCGGUGGGUGAAGAUCGGCACCAAUCUGAACCCCGACCUCCGAGGGCAGUUCAUCGACUUCUUACGGCAGCAUGCGGAGGUCUUCGCCUGGUCUUAUGACGAUAUGCCCGGCAUAUCACCCAAUGUCAUCAGCCACAAGCUCAGCAUCUCCCCCGCCCACAAACCAGUCAGGCAAAAACGCCGAUCGUAUGAUGCCGAACGGUAUGAGGCGAUGCGUGCCGAAGUUGACAAGCUCAAAGCCAUCGGCUUUAUCAGGGAAGCUACGUACCCUGUUUGGCUUGCCAACUCAGUCAUGGUUCGGAAGGCCAGGGGAGGAUGGCGAAUGUGUCAGGACUAUACCGACCUGAAUAAGGCUUGUCCGAAGGACAGUUUCCCAUUACCGAGGAUCGACCAGCUCGUCGAUGCCACCGCCGGGCACGAGCUGCUCAGCUUCAUGGACGCGUAUUCAGGGUACAACCAGAUCUUCAUGGACCCUGCCGAUAGAGAACAUACGGCAUUCAUCACGGAUCGCGGUUUGUACUGUUACAAUGUCAUGCCCUUCGGCCUGAAGAACGCGGGGGCAACUUACCAACGGCUCGUCAACCGGAUUUUUGCUAAAUACAUCGGCGGCAUCAUGGAGGUAUAUGUCGACGACAUGUUAGUAAAAAGCCGAACGGCAGGGGAUCACCUGGAAAACUUGGCCCUCAUGUUCGGUAUUCUAAAGGACUACCGAAUGCGGCUGAACCCGGCGAAGUGCGCCUUCGGUGUAUCUUCCGGUAAAUUUCUCGGGUUCAUGAUCAGCCAAAGGGGAAUCGAGGCCAAUCCCGAGAAAAUAAAAGCCAUAAUCGACAUGGAGACGCCGAAGACACAGAAGGACAUUCAGAGCCUUACCGGACGUGUCGCUGCCCUAACACGCUUCAUCUCCAGGGCUACCGAUAAAUGCGUGCCGUUCUUCAAAGCUUUGAAGGGGGGCAAACAUCAUAUAACGUGGACUCCCGAAUGCGACCAGGCAUUUCAAAACUUGAAGAACUAUAUGAGCCAGGCACCACUGUUAUCGAAACCGCUGCCAGGCGAGGUACUACUUCUAUACCUUUCGGUAUCCAACACUGCCGUUAGCUCAGUGUUGAUAAGGAAGCCGGAGAAGGCGGAUCUACCGAUCUUUUAUGUCAGCAAGGCGCUCCAGAGCGCAGAGCUUCGGUACCCACCCUUGGAGCAACUAGCACUGGCCUUGGUCGUCUCGGCACGAAGACUUCGCCCUUACUUCCAGGCUCACGAAAUAACAGUUCUGACGAACCAGCCUCUUCGGCAGGUACUCCAGAAGCCGGAAACAUCUGGCCGAUUGGUCAAAUGGGCAAUCGAGUUGGGAGAGUUUGACAUACAGUUCAAACCAAGGCCUGCAGAAAAAGGCCAGGCCGUUGCCGACUUCAUCUCCGAACUCACACCCCCUGCUUUAUCAGAACCGUCAUCACCGAGCGUCGUCCCUACCGCACCAGAGAAAAUGGAUGCCGAACGUUUCGACACUUCUGUUCCUCUCUGGAUCCUGCACGUGGACGACUCGGCAAACCAGCAAGGCUGUGGUGCCGGAUUAGUGUUAACCACUCCAGAUGGUAGCAAAAUCGAAUAUGCCCUCCGAUUCAACUUCCGAACCUCCAAUAACGAGGCAGAAUAUGAGGCCCUCCUGGCCGGCCUUCGGCUAGCCCAGAGCCUGAGCGCGAGGCAGAUCAGCAUUCACAGCGACUCCCAGCUCAUAGUAAAUCAGAUAACGGCAGACUUUGCAGCAAGGGAUGCCUCCAUGUCAGCCUACCUAUCGGCAGCCCACCAACUACUACAAAAAUUCCAGGCCUAUGAGAUACGGCAGAUCCCCAGGUCGGAAAAUAGCCACGCCGACGCGCUCUCACGAUUGGCCUCGGCCAUAAACGACAAGAUCGGAAGGAAGGUACCGGUGGAGAUAUUAUCCCAACCAAGUACGACCGCCGCUGAGGUAUGUACCGUUCGGUACGAGGACACAUGGAUGUCUCCAAUCUAUGCCUACCUGACUGCCGGAACCCUUCCUACCGAUAAGUCCCAAGCUCGGAAACUUCGCUACCGAUCGGCAAGGUACACAGUCAUCAACGAUGUCCUGUACAAACGGGGCUACACGACGCCAUAUUUAAAAUGCCUGACCAAGGAGCAGGGGGACUACAUCCUUCGGGAGGUCCACAGCGGAAUCUGCGGUGACCAUUCUGGAUCCCGAUCGCUCGCACACAAGAUCUUCCGGCAGGGUUAUUUCUGGCCGACUCUACACCAGGAUGCGAACACACUAGUCAAGAGGUGCGACAAAUGCCAGCGGUUCGGUAGUGUCCCUCAUAUUCCUGCCGAGCCACUGUCACCGAUCGUGAGCCCAUGGCUGUUCGCCCAAUGGGGACUAGAUCUAAUUGGUCCGAUGCCAGAGGGCAAGGGUUAG